AUGAACGACCAAACUCCCCCUGGCGACGGCGAAACGGAAAAUGACGUCAGCGCCGCGCGGAUAUCGCAGUCUGUGUGCUUGAUCCAGCGUGUCUAUCGCGGUUACCGUACACGGCGCGAACUACAAGGUAGGCACUUGUGCUAUGCCAAUCGCUGGAUAGAUACGCUGAGAGAGGUACAAGCACAGCAAUCCCAGAGCUCUCCCACAGUGCCUGCAAGCUCGCCAGCUGCUCAGGCCCAUCGGAAUUGGGGGCAUGCAGUCCGUGUCGCAAAGCUCGCACGUGGCGAUAGCAAUGGCCAACAGGCUUCCCCAAAGGGCAUCAAACCGAACCCGGCGACGAUAAGCAAGGCAAUGGACUUGCAAUACUUCCUCGAGAUGAUGGACCUGAAACAUCGCCACGGCAGCAAUUUGCGCAAGUAUCAUGAGUACUGGAAAUUGACAGACUCCCAUGAAAACUUCUUCUACUGGCUUGAUCACGGCGCCGGUAAGGAUAUCGAACUGCCCGCUUGUCCUCGCGCAAAGCUGGAACGUGAACAAAUACGCUACCUCUCGCGGGAGGAAAGGCUGAACUAUCUAGUCCAAGUCGAUGAAGCCGGGAGGCUUCGCUGGGCCAAAAACAACGAGCUGGUUUGGACUAGCAAUGCGCGGUACGAAGACAGCACAGACGGGAUUCUACCCCUGAGUAGUCCACGACCGAAGAGCAAGCGCGAUUCUAGUGCCACAUUCCCAUCUCACUCACGCUCACAAUCAACAUCGAGCUCCGACCUAGAUGAUCAGACCUUAGAUAUGGAUUUCAAGUCCGAAUCCCGCGUUGACGCGCCGGUGAGUCGCAGGCGCAGCAUCAUCAAGCGCCUCAAAGACAAGCUAUUUGACAAGGAUGACUGGUGGAUAUUUGUCGCCGACCCCUCAUAUCGCCUGUAUAUCGGAAUAAAGAGUCGAGGGUCCUUUCAGCACUCUUCGUUCCUGCACGGAGGUCGCAUCGCAGCCGCUGGCAUGAUCAAGGUCCGGGACGGCAAGUUGCGCGAUCUUGCUCCAUUAAGUGGCCACUAUCGCCCGCGGUCGGUGAACUUCCACGCGUUUGUUCAUGCAUUGCAGGACCAGGGGGCAGAUCUCUCGCAUGUUUCCGUCACCAAGCUGUAUGCUACUCUUGCCGGCAUGGAAGGCUAUGUCGGCACCAAACGCAGCGUGGUUCGAGCCCGAGAGAAAAUGGAACGCAAGGUAGUUAGCGCGGGGAAAGACAAAGGCCCGUUGGAAGUUGAUUUGUAA
This is a messenger RNA of Aspergillus puulaauensis, 1266 nucleotides long. RefSeq names its product IQ calmodulin-binding motif protein. Lineage: Eukaryota; Fungi; Ascomycota; Eurotiomycetes; Eurotiales; Aspergillaceae. The record is from RefSeq and is a predicted model, not a curated record. The transcript has 5 exons. The coding region runs from base 1 to 1266 and encodes 421 amino acids. Gene Ontology annotation, molecular function: protein binding.